CCCCCUUGCCGAGCCAGCCCCCCCCGGAAUGGCCAGGCUCCACCUCACGGGCGGUGAUGUCAUAGCAGGGUCCGCAGUCCCCGCAGCAGCAGCCGGGCUCCGCAUCCCCAGCUUCGCCGCGGGGGGCGGGGGGGAGGGACCCAGAGCCAGGAUCGGGCCCCGCCAGCAGGAUCCGGCCGCCUUCGCCCCCCUCCGCCCUGCUCCGCCCGCCCCCCCCAGCACGCGGCCCGGCCCAGCCCGGCCCCCCCCCAUAGACACACACACCGGGAGGUGGUGGAGCCGCCCCCCAAAAUAACGGGGGGCGGGCGUUGACUGACAACGCCUGCUGCCUGCCAGCUUCUCUGUAUCUCUCCAAACUCCAGCCCCUCCCGGCACCCUCUCUCUCGUCCAGGAUCCUGACCUCCCCCACACACCUUGGUCCUGCCCCCCCCCCCGCCGGGGGCAAGUGGAGGCGGGCCUGUGAUGACGCCUCCCCCGUGGAGCGCCCUGAUUUGACUGCCCCCCUUCCCUUCCCCCCCGCCGCGUGCCGGGGGGCGCGCCGUGCCCGCCCCCCCCAAUGCUGAGCUCAGUGUGCGUCUCCUCCUUCCGCGGGCGCAAGCCGGGCAGCCAGGCGCCAGCCAAGUCAUGCGCCAGGGGGGACAUGGGCCGGCACGAGGACAGCGAGAAGAUCGUGAUUAACGUGGGGGGGGUGCGGCACGAAACCUACCGCAGCACCCUGCAGACCCUGCCCGGCACCCGCCUGGCCUGGCUCACCGAGCCCGAUGCCUGCAGCAACUUCGACUACGACCCGGCCGCCGACGAGUUCUUCUUCGACCGCCACCCUCAGGUCUUCGCCUACGUCCUCAACUACUACCGCACGGGCAAGCUGCACUGCCCGGCCGACGUGUGCGGCCCGCUCUUCGAGGAGGAGCUGGCCUUCUGGGGCAUCGACGAGACCGACGUGGAGGCCUGCUGCUGGAUGAACUACCGGCAGCACCGGGACGCAGAGGAAGCGCUCGACAGCUUCGAGGCCCCCGAGACCCUGGAGGAGGAGGACACCGCCGGCGACCUCAAGCGGCUCUGCCUGCAGGAGGAUGGGCGCCAGGCCGGCUGGUGGCGCCGCUGGCAGCCCAAGGUCUGGGCGCUCUUUGAGGACCCGUACUCCUCCAAGAUGGCCAGGUACGUGGCCUUCGCCUCCCUCUUCUUCAUCCUCCUCUCCAUCACCACCUUCUGCCUGGAGACACACGAGGCCUUCAACCGCGUCAUCAACAAGACGGAGACGGUGGCGGUGGCCAACGGGACGGCCACCCAGGUGGCGGUGGAGGUGGAGACGGAGCCGUUCCUCACCUACGUGGAGGGAGCCUGCGUGAUCUGGUUCACCUUCGAGUUUCUCAUGCGGGUCUGCUUCUGCCCGGACAAGCUGGAGUUCAUCAAGAGCAGCCUCAACAUCAUCGAUUUUGUGGCCAUCCUGCCCUUCUACCUGGAGGUGGGCUUGCGGGGCCUCUCUUCCAAGGCGGCCAAGGACGUGCUGGGCUUCCUCCGGGUGGUGCGUUUCGUGCGGAUCCUGCGGAUCUUCAAGCUGACCCGGCACUUCGUGGGGCUGCGGGUGCUGGGCCACACGCUCCGGGCCAGCACCAAUGAGUUCCUGCUGCUCAUCAUCUUCCUGGCCUUGGGCGUCUUGAUCUUCGCCACCAUGAUCUACUACGCCGAGCGCAUCGGGGCCGACCCGGACGACAUCACGGGCAGCAAGCACACCGACUUCAAGAACAUCCCCAUCGGGUUCUGGUGGGCCGUGGUGACCAUGACCACCCUGGGCUACGGAGACAUGUACCCCAUGACCUGGUCGGGCAUGCUGGUGGGGGCGCUGUGCGCCCUGGCCGGGGUGCUGACCAUCGCCAUGCCCGUGCCCGUCAUCGUCAACAACUUCGGCAUGUAUUACUCCCUGGCCAUGGCCAAGCAGAAGCUGCCCAAGAAGAAGAACAAGCACAUACCCCGGGCGCCCCAGCCCGGCUCGCCCAACUACUGCAAGCCCGAGGGAGCCCCCGGCCCCCGACCCGGCCCCCCCGCCACCGACGCUUGCCCCCUGGCCCAGGAGGAGAUCAUCGAGAUCAACCGGGCAGACUCCAAGCAGAACGGGGAUGCGGCGAAGGCGGCGCUGGCCAAUGAGGACUGUCCCACCAUCGACCAGGCCCUGUCCCCCGAGGAGAAGUCGCCCGUCACCCCCGCGGCCCAUGAGCGCUACAGCCACGACCGCGCCUGCUUCCUGCUGACGGCCGGCGAGUUCGGGCCGGCGCCCGACGGCAACAUCCGCAAAGGUUAUGAGAAGUCCCGGAGUCUGAACAGCAUCGCGGGGCUGCGCCUCUCGCCCGCCCCCAGCCCCCUGGGCUCACCCGGCGCCCCCCGGCACCCCCGCCCCCCGCUCCCCUCCAUCCUAUAGCCCGGGGCCCCGGACUCUGCCCCCCCUCAACUUUUUACGCAAAAAAGAAGAACAAACAAAAGAACAAGACAGAAGAGAGGAGGCGUCGCCGGGGGCAACCGGGGGGCUUCAUCGCCGGGGGCAACCGGGGGGCUUCGUCGCCGGGGGCAACGUGGGUCCCAUUCCCCCUUUGGCUUCUACAGGACACGUUACACGGCACUUUCUAGAACAUUCAUGAAUUACGCCCCUGCCCCCUCCUGGAGCAGGACGCCUGGGUCCCUCCGGGGAGGGGCCUGACCUGGGGCUGGGGGGGGGUAGAGUUUAUAUUUUUUGGCAGGAGGGAGGUUUGCUCUGAGAAUCCAAAUACUGUGGGGGGGGAUCAGUAAGGGACAGAGAUGGGGGGGUCCCAGAGCCCCCUGCCCCAUGCUGCACCUCUGGGUCCUUCAGUCCAUUCCCUCCAGCUGUCUGUCUGUCCUCAUCCACACCCCUCCGUCUGUCUGUCUGUCCCCGGACAUCCCCCUCUGGCUGGCUGUCCCCAUGCACCCCGCUCCAACUGUCUGUCUGUCCUCAUCAACACCCCUCUGUCUGUCUGUCUGUCUGCAUUCACCCCCCUCCAGCUGUCUGUCCUCAUCAACACCCCUCCAGCUGUCUGUCUGUCCCCGGACACCUCCCUCCAGCUGUCUGUCCCCAUACACACCGCUCCAUCUGUCUGUCCUUGUACACUCCCCUCUGACUGUCUGUUCUCAUUAACACCCCUGUCUGUCCUCAUCAACACCCCUCCGUCUGUCUGCCUGUCCCCGGACACACCCCCUCCGACUGUCUGUCUGUCGGUCCUCAUAACCCGCCUCCGACUAUCUGUCUGUCCCCAUCAACCCCUCUCCGGCUGUCUGUCCCCAUACACUCCUCUCCGGCUGUCUGUCUGUCCUCAUCAACCCCCCUCCAGCUGUCUCCAUACACAUCCCUACGUCUCUCUGUCUGUCCCCAUACACACCCCAUCCCCCAGUCUGCCCCCAGAUGCACCAUUCCAUCCGUCCACCCCUGUGUGCGCCUGUCUGUCUGUCCCCCCCACACCCUCUGUUCUGGUUUCUGGACUCACAGACUCUGUCCUUUGAGGGACCCCCCCCACUGCUGGACCCCCCGCCCGCUUGGUUCUCUCCUGCAUGGAUCUUCCAUGGAUCACACAAGCAAUAAGCUACAUGCUGGCCUCUCCGGCCGCAUGCCGCCGGGCCCGGGACGCAGACACUUCGCGGACCGUCGGGUCGGACGGACGGACGGACGGAGGAGCGCCGGCGUCGGGUGAGGGGGGGGCAGCCGGCUCCCACUUUCCUCCUCCUCCCCUGCCUGGCUUCCAGCUGCCCGGGGGUCAUGCCCCCCGUCCUGGCGCGGCCCGUCACUGUGAUCCCCACCCCGGCUGCGCCCCAGGGCCGGACGCCAGCGCCAGCGGAACCGAGGGCCUCAGCGGCCGGAGGUGGGACCGGCGUGUGUGUGGGGGGGUCCCCUCCCUGCGGGUGCAGGAUUGGGACCGGACACCCCGCCCCCCCCCCGCCCGGAGCUGAUCUCCAAGUUGCAUUGUACCAGCCAGCAUGUGUCUGCAUGUGAAUCCGCUCGCGUUAUAUGCAAAACUUCCCUCCCCACACCAGCCCCGGCCUGAGGGGGGGGAGGGCACUGGACCCCCCCCAAGCCCAGGGUCUCCUCUCCUUUAGCGCCCAGUUUGCCCUCCUCCCCUGUAGGAAGGGGAGGUAGCGAGAGGGGAUGCAGUGGGGGGGGAACUGUGGGGGGCCAUUUGAGGUGGGGGGCACAGCUGGGCCCCCCCCCACCUGGCCCUGCUCUUCCUCACUCAGUUGCCCCCCCACCGGAGACCCCCCACAACCUCCACCUACAGCAAACUAGGCCUCAAAGUGUUGGAGCCCCCCCCCAGCAGCUGCAUGGCCUAGGGCUGGGGAGAGACUGCCCCCCCAUACAUCACCCCCCACCCCUUUGCAGGGUGGACAACCCCCCACCGGGAAAUUCAUCUAUCACACUAUGCAACAUCACCCCGUCUGAGCCGGGGGGGGUCUCCUGGGGGGGAGCCCUCUCAAUUCCAGCCCCUUCCCGCCAUUGCUCUGAGAGACCCACCCCGACCCCUUCCCGGUCUCUUGCCCCCCCGCCCCCAGCAGAUGCCGGAAGCUUCUUAUGCAACAAUUCCUAUGCAAAAUGAAAACGAUUCUCUCGCUAGUUAGAUGGGGCGGGGGCAGGAGGGGGGGUCUGACUUUAUUCCCACCCUGGAGAAGUAGAUGGGGGGGAAGGCUGGGGGGAGGGGAUUCCCCUGUAGUGCUGCCCCCACCCCUGUCCUUGCCCACUGCUGAGGGCAGCUAAUCGGUCAUAUUGACCAAAGGCCCCCCCCCCCCAAGCCUGGCUGGGUUCACCCCAGCGCCGAGCCCCCCCGCCCCAUCGGGGGGGAUGUGGGGGCCUCGACCAGCCCCUCAUGUGGGGGGAGCAUGCUAUUUAAAGGGAGGGGCAAGGCCUGUCUACCGCCUCCCCCAAGUGCACGUUAUGGGGGGGUUCCAAUUAAUUUAAAAUAGGCUCCCCCGUAAACACUUGCCCCCCCCGUAUCUGACUCAUCCGUCACUGGGGUGGGGGCUAAUCUUUUUCUGUGGUUUUCCCCCUCCCAACACACACAUAUCGCACUUUAAACACCCCCCCCUUGGGAAUUUCAGCUCCUCACUUCCGGAUGGGAUUCGCUUAAUAUAUUGGGGGGUUACAGGUCGCGCACCCACCCCACCUCCGGCCCUGUGGAGCUGCCCCCCCCAUUGCACUGAGCUCAGGGAGAAAUAAAAUCAAGGGCGGGGGGGCGGUGCUGGCUCCUUGAUUAAAUUAUCUCCCGGGGGGGGUGUCCCUGAUUUAAGAACUGGGGGGCGGGUGGGGGGAGCUGAGCCCUGUAGCUGUGGGGCAGCCCCACAGAGGACAGGGUUGACAAUGUCUUCCAGCAACUACAGAAGUUUUAGACUCAGGAAUGGGGGGGCCUGGGUAUGGUCCAGCCCCCCCCCCCGCGGGGGGGACAAGAGGCAGGGAAAGGUGCAAAGUGGGGGGGAUGGUCAGGUGGAGGGGGCCCGGGGGGGGCACAGAUCUAUUUUUUCAAGCAGAUGUUUAAUAAAAUGCAGAAUCGCGACAUUAUUUUUUCAUAGAAACAACCCCCCCGUCACCCCCCCCCAGUUUCCAAGGCAAAGCACCAGCUGUGAGGGAGUCAGGGGUGGGGGGGGCACCACCGGGCAUGAGCCAUGUGGCUGGGGGAGAGACACACUCCUGCCCCCCCCAGAUGCCUGGGUCCCAUCGCCCCAUAUUUCCUGCCUCCCCCACUCCCCCCCCCCCCGUGGCUGGUCCUGGCCCCAACCCCAAAAGUGUGCCAAAUUUGUGAGUUGUGAUGGGGGGGUGAAUAACUGGAUGACAUGUAAUUCCAGCCCCCCCCGCCUGUGCCAUGUUUCUCCCCCCCUUGCUCUAGCCCUCCCCCAUCUCUCAUCCCUCCCCACCCUUCUCGGCUGCCCCGGGCAUGUGUUGGUACCAGCCCCCCCCCCACAACCCACAUCCCUGGGGGGGGGUCCCCUCGUGGGAUCAGUGUGCCUGGGUUGGGGGGGGGUCUCCCUAGUGCUGUCCCCCCACACAAAGCAAUAAUACUGCCCCAGCAGCAUUCUGACCGGGGGGGGGGCUGGUCGGGGGGGGGAAGACCUGGCUGAGCCCUGAGCCCCAGGGACAAGCUAGUAGGUUUUCCCCCCACCCCAUGUGCCAGCAGGACCCAAGGUGACCCCCCCAACUCAGCCAAGGCCUUGAGCCUAGGGGUCGUCCCCCCAUAUCCUGCCUCCCCCCGCAUCCUGCCUCCCCAUCCACCCCCCAUCCAUCUGUCUGUCCUUCAACCCCCUGUCCCCCACCCCUCCUUUGUCCUGCCGUCCCAUCUUCCAGGCCCCACCACACCUUCCUUCCCCCCCCCCUUCCUGCCACAUAUCGACCCCCCCAUCCCCUCCCAGCAAGUCUUCCUCCCUCCCACCUCUGGAGGGGGGCAUCCUUCACCGCUCCCGUUCAACUCUGGUGCUACGCAACCCCUGGGGGGGGGGGCUGGUGUUGCCCCCCCGGCCCGCCUGGACUCCCCCACCCAAGCGCUCAGGGCUGGGUGGGGGCUGAGCAGCUCCUGUGGCGGGGGUUGUGCUUUUGUUGCUGUUUCUUUUCUUUCCCCUGUUAUCUGUCCCCCCCCAUGUCCCCUCCCCAGUCUCUGCUUGCGGGGGGGGGGGGUCCGGGGGCUGCAUGAUCGGCCAGGCCAGGACUUUACAGCAUGAAAUAAACUAAUCCUUUUCAUUGAAA
Dermochelys coriacea (leatherback sea turtle) is the source of this 6724-nucleotide messenger RNA. It is a transcript of the gene KCNC3, whose product is annotated as potassium voltage-gated channel subfamily C member 3. The record is from RefSeq and is a predicted model, not a curated record. Gene Ontology annotation, biological process: protein homooligomerization; potassium ion transmembrane transport. Gene Ontology annotation, cellular component: axon; dendrite membrane; neuronal cell body membrane. The coding region runs from base 557 to 2416 and encodes 619 amino acids. The transcript has 5 exons. Gene Ontology annotation, molecular function: protein binding; delayed rectifier potassium channel activity. Lineage: Eukaryota; Metazoa; Chordata; Testudines; Dermochelyidae.